GGUGAUCCCAGCCCAGCAGCCGGGUGCAGCCUCCCUUCGUACUCCCCUCCGCUUCCCUCCUUGUCCUGUCACUGCCUGUCUCGGUUGAGCGCCCUCAGCGACGUCCGAGCUGCCAGGAGAAAAGGGCGGAAGGAUACUCUCGGGAGAUCUGUGCUCCGCUCGGAGUGUGACAGAGGAAGUAGUUCCGGCCCCGAUUGGGCCUUGUUUCCCAAAAAUAGCGCCCAGCGGGUAUCCGUGCGCCGGUGUCAGUGUCUCCUGAGGAGCCCCGGCGGGGAGGCGGCAGCAGCGGCGAGGGGACGGGCGGGCACUUAUAAGAAGAAAUAAGAACGUUUUCUCGAGCUGAAGACAGUAAAAGAAAACUGUAUCAUGUGUUAGAAUACUGAAGAGUGACAUUUGGAUUAGUAUAUUUCUGGAUUGCAAAGCAAAAGAAAGAAGAGGCCAAAAAUGGGGAGAAAGAAAAUACAGAUCACCAGAAUAAUGGAUGAACGGAACAGGCAGGUUACCUUUACGAAGAGGAAGUUUGGAUUAAUGAAGAAGGCAUAUGAGUUGAGUGUACUCUGUGACUGUGAAAUAGCACUCAUCAUUUUUAACAGCUCUAACAAACUCUUUCAGUAUGCCAGCACUGAUAUGGACAAAGUUCUACUUAAAUACACAGAAUACAACGAGCCCCAUGAAAGCCGAACCAACUCAGAUAUUGUUGAGACCUUAAGAAAGAAAGGCCUUAAUGGUUGUGAGAGCCCUGAUGCUGACGAUUACUUUGAGCACAGUCCACUAUCGGAGGACAGAUUCAGCAAACUAAAUGAAGAUAGUGAUUUUAUUUUCAAGCGAGGCCCUGCUCUGAACAAGAAGGAACACAGAGGGUGCGACAGCCCGGACCCUGACACUUCAUAUGUGCUCACGCCACAUACAGAAGAAAAAUAUAAAAAAAUUAAUGAAGAGUUUGAUAAUAUGAUGCGGAAUCAUAAAAUCGCAGUGAGUACUAAACCUGGCUUGCCUGCUCAGAGCUUCUCGAUGUCGGUUACAGUUCCAGUGUCCAAUCCCAACACUUUAACCUACAGUAACCCAGGGAGUUCCCUUGUAUCCCCAUCACUGGCUGCCAGUUCAUCAUUAACAGACACAACCAUGCUCUCCCCACCUCAGACCACCCUGCAUCGGAACGUAUCACCUGGGGCCCCUCAGAGACCACCAAGUACUGGCAAUGCAGGUGGAAUGAUGGGGACAACUGACCUCGCAGUGCCAAAUGGAGCUGGUACCAGUCCAGUUGGAAAUGGGUUUGUGAAUUCUCGAGCUUCACCAAGUCUGCUCGGAACUAGUGGUGGCGGGAAUGGCUUAGGCAAAGUCAUGCCUACAAAGUCUCCUCCUCCACCUGGAGGAGGUAACCUUGGAAUGAACAAUCGCAAACCUGACCUCCGUGUCGUCAUCCCACCCUCCAGCAAGGGUAUGAUGCCACCACUGUCGGAGGAGGAUGAAUUGGAGUUGAAUACCCAAAGGAUAAGUAGUUCUCAGUCUACACAGCCUCUUGCUACCCCUGUGGUGUCCGUGACAACUCCAAGCUUGCCUCCGCAGGGACUGGUGUACUCGGCCAUGCCUACUGCCUACAACACUGAUUACUCCUUGACUAGCGCAGACCUGUCUGCCUUGCAGGGAUUUAAUUCCCCAGGGAUGCUGUCCCUCGGGCAGGUUUCAGCCUGGCAGCAGCACCACCUCGGUCCAGCAGCCCUCAGCUCUCUCGUUACUGGCAGCCAGCUAUCUCAGGGUUCAAACCUAUCCAUUAACACCAACCAAAACAUCAACAUCAAAUCUGAACCAAUUUCACCUCCCCGGGACCGUGUGACUCCCUCCGGGUUCCCGCAGCAGCAGCCGCAGCCUCCGCAGCAGCAGCAGCCGCCGCCGCCGCCACCGUCGCGGCAGGAGAUGGGCCGCUCUCCCGUCGACAGCCUGAGCAGCUCGAGCAGCUCCUACGACGGCAGCGACCGGGAGGACCCGCGCAGCGACUUCCACUCGCCGGUCGUGCUGGGGCGGCCACCGAACGCGGAGGAUCGGGAGAGCCCAUCGGUAAAGCGGAUGAGGAUGGACACGUGGGUGACAUAAACGUGCGGCGCGGCCUCCUCAGUUUUGUGUUCUCAAAGUGAACUGUCCUGACAUAUCUAAAUUUAUAAAUAAGGACAUGAAAUAAGCGUAUUUAUAUGUAUAUACAUACAUGCAUAUAUAUAUCUCCACAUGCAUAUAUAUGUGCUAGUGUGUGUAGCAUACACAAAAUCAUCAGGCACUUACAAACUUCUUGCGUAGCGGCAGAUGUCCCCGGUCAAACGUAACCGAACAAUCCCGUAGGUAGUGAUGGCGCCCGGCACGUACCUGGACUCGUUGUUCUCAUCCUAUAACCUGUUUUGCAGCGAAGCGUUGUACCCGCCUUGUAGCCCUGCCACACUAGAUUGCAGAAACCAAGAGGGCUCGCCUGUAGUAACGUCCCUGUGUGUGUUAUUCAAGCUGUAUGGUUACUCGUAGUUAAGAAAUAAUGCUUUGUAGCAGCAGAGCAGUAGAAAAGCAGGAAGAAGAAAGCAAUACUGUACAUAAAAUGACCUUUCUAUUACCCCGCCGGCAUGGGUCUCUAUUGCAGAGGGUGCAUGGAGAAGGGCUGAUGCUAUAACGAAAUAAACCACAGAAAAACCCUGUUUUGCACGUGCAAAAAAACCCCUAGUGUAUUGGGUCAAAGAAGUGAUUUUUUUAAUGAGUGCAAGAGAGACAUAGAGAACGCGCAUGAAAUAUUCAGAAAAUAUUAGCCUAGGAAAUAGAACCUUAACAAAAGAAAAUUAAUAUAUUAAGUUAUAAUUGGGAGAGGUUUGACAAAUUUGUUUUUACGUUCCUACCUUUGAAAAAUAUAGAAACGGAUUUUAGCUCAUGUAUAUUUUAUAUUAAAGAAAACAAUACCCUAACGAAUCGAAGACUAUAUAUAAAGUUAUAUACAGUACUUUUGAACACAUUCUGCUAUGAAUUAUUUAUAUAAGCCAAAGCUGUACGUUGUAGCUUUUUUGUAGAGUAUAGUUUUAUCUUAUUUUGACUUUCUAGUUUUUGCUUUCAAAGAUGAAAAGGAAAAACUUGCAGGCGGAACCUUGGGGGAAAAAUAAGCCAUGAACACUUCUAUGUACAUUGAAAUUUGAGCCAAACUCUUUGUGUAUAUAGCAUCCUAAAUAUAUGAUCACCUUCGGUGUAAGUACCUGCGUAUUGUACGUUCACCAGAUUAAAAAGUAUAUUUUUGUGGAUUGACGCCGACUUGAAGAAGGGCGAGGUCCUUAUUAAGUAGAGUAUUCACUGUUUAAUAUUUACUAUUUUGUUAAAUAUACUGUACUUUCUUUGGAUUUUAAUUAUUAUUAAUAUUAUUAUCCAGAUUUUUCAGAGGGUGUAUAAAGGGGUCGUCCCCCUCACUGGUGGUGAAUGUGUGCCGUUCAGUUGUAAUCUCUGUGCUGUAUGGUUAAGCUUCAUUAUACAUUUUAUAUAUAUGUAUAUAAAUAGCAAAGUGGCAAAAAAAAAACCAACCCAACCAACCCGGUGUUAAGUUCAUCCUGCAUAAAUAGAAAAAAAUCUGUUACGACACAUUUUAAGGCAUCAUUUUGGAGCUGCCUCUUCUGAGGAGUUAAAAAACCAAACCAACAGUGGAAAAAGCUUGACCUAAUUUCUCAUGGUAGGGAAAUGGCACGAAUCAGGUGAGCACAAAAGGUUCUUUAAGUUGGUAAAUGGCUUGGGAUAAGGCUUCAGCCUCGGGAAUAAGCCCGCCGCUUCCCUGAGUGGGAAGGAGUCACCCAGAGCCUGCUGUGGCACCAGUGGAGGAGGUUGGGGUUUGCCUUUGGAUUGGGUUUGCACAGCGCAAGGGCAGUGGUGUCUCCCCGUGUCACUUGGUGCCCACUGGAGGGGCCCCAGCCAGGCUGGUGCUGCAGGUUCCCUCCUGGGUACCAGAACCGAAGAGCACCAGCCUGUGCCGGGCUGGGGAAACAGGGUCCCUUUCCCAGUCCUGGCUGCAGGUCUCCUCUCUGCACCUUCCUGCCCAUGGUAGUUCUAGUUCUGGGGAGACCCCGACCUCUCCCGUUACCCAAACUCUGACGUUAUCCCCGAUAUUGGUGAAGUUUUCCAAUUUUUCCUUGGGCUUUAAUUUUUGUAAUUGAAACAAUCACCUGAUGCUGUAACUAAACAGACCCCCCCCGGCCCCCGAGGGGUGCAGCCCCAGUGCUUUGCUCCCCUCAGCUGCUGAAGCAGCCGGUUGGAACAGCUCUUGGUAGUGUAAAACACGGACCGGGUUCUGUUCCUUUCAGCCCCUUACCUUGGAAGUGGGUCUCUGCUGACCACAGUAAGUUCCAGGUUUAGAGAAGCUGCUCCAAAGCAGCCCCUUUCCUCCUCACUUACCACCUUUAAGAACCUUUCAGUGCUCGGGCCCGUCCCGUGGUGGUUCAUUAUUUAUGCACAUGUAUGGACUUUGCUGUACAUCCGAGUGGGAGUUCUGCAUUCACAUUUACUGUCUAUUUUCUUGUGUGCCUUAUCAGAUGGCUUUGCUGACUGUAUCUCAAUAGUCUUUAUUUCUAUGCAGGUUUUUAAACAGUACUAGUACUGUUCUCUUAAAGAAAAAAGCUACGUAAGGGUUAGAGUUUGUAUUAAAAUUGCACCAAUGAGUUACAAAAUAUAAUAAUGAUGAUGAUGAUGAUGAUAAUCUGUUCCUAAGACGGGCGCAGGGGCCUGGUCACAUGGUGCCCCGGCCUCCAGCAGACCAAGUCUUUCCCCAGCCUCCCGGGGCAGGAGAAUCUCGCGCCAUGGAAUCAAUGGGAAUCCUGAUUUUUAGUAACAGGGAACUUCACUUUUUUAGGAAUUGUAAAAAUGUUUUAUAAGAAAACAAAAAAAAAAAAGGGAAAUGUCAGAGCACAGGGAUUUCAACAGGUAAAAACCUCCUUUUUUCAAUUAACUCUACUGACUGAAGUUGCAAGUGGAGCCGCUCCUCGCCUGAGCCCCGUGUAAGGUUUGUAUCUGGUGUGAGCGUCGCCUCCAUCGCCGAGCUCACACCGCGGUGUUUAACACCCGCUUUAGCCUUUCCUUCCACGUAAAGGACACUACCGCAUCCGAACCUUGGAAUUACUGUGCGCACAAGAAAUACAUAGUAAAUAAGGAACAAAAUAACUCCUAACAAUCGAUCCUGGGAAGAAGUUGAAUUAGAAUGUGAAAGAAAGACUUAACAAAUGUAAACGUUUAAAUCUUAGUAGAAACUUUCUUCACUUUGCUGUGCAAGAGAACACUGCUUUGCUAUAUUUAAAAUGGCUUUUUUAAAAGAGAUUUAUGUAUUUGGUAAAUGUUUGUAGUCAACAGUUCACAAAGAAGCUGUUCACGGUUUAAUGCUGAUAAGCCGUUUGGCGGCACAAGCUGGACUUUGUUGCCAUCCUUGAGACGAAUCUUUUAAGAAAAACAAAUAAGUUAAUCUCAAUUUUUUUCCCUGAAUGUGUUGUUUUUUCUUCAAUAUACAAUAAAUAUUCUAGUGAACUUUUUAUCAAAUGGUUAAGAAAAUGCUAGAGGUUGUUGUAAAAUAUUUGUAUCCUGCAUUCACUGAAGUAAAGAUACUGGCUUUUACUGUGUA
Messenger RNA from Pezoporus occidentalis (night parrot), 5608 nucleotides. RefSeq names its product myocyte enhancer factor 2A (gene MEF2A). Gene Ontology annotation, molecular function: RNA polymerase II cis-regulatory region sequence-specific DNA binding; protein dimerization activity; histone deacetylase binding. The record is from RefSeq and is a predicted model, not a curated record. Bases 445 to 2091 code for a protein of 548 amino acids. The transcript is spliced from 12 exons. Gene Ontology annotation, biological process: positive regulation of transcription by RNA polymerase II; cell differentiation. Lineage: Eukaryota; Metazoa; Chordata; Aves; Psittaciformes; Psittacidae.